CGAGUUUCUAUCGUUGCUGCUCUUUCUGGUGUUGUUUCUAUUGAUUAGAAAUUACAGCUGUGCUGCUCUUUCUUGUGUUGUUGAUUUAUGCUAUGUUCUAUUGCUAUUACAUAGUACAUAACAAGCAUUUAUAGAGCUGCCUGCGUCUGUUAUUCUCUCAUGUGCGUUGUCUCCCCUAUUGAGCUGUCCGUUAUUCUUUUCGUUUAUACACGGUCCUCGAGGUAUUUAGGACACGGCGGUAGCGGAAAGCCAGAACCGAAGACCCUGGAAACCCUGUUGAAAAUAAACUGAAAACCGAUGAUCCCAGCUUCCAAUAAAGAUUACGAAUUGCUUUUUUUUCCUCUGAGUGCAUAUUUCAUGAUCUAUUUCUCCGGAUAAGCGGAUCUAGUUCUUUACCUUCACUUUUUCGUGCUUUGCGCCGCUCUGGUGAUUUUCCCCCCUCUGCCCACAAACUGUGUGCCGCGAUAACCUUCUCAUACCCCGUCAGGUAAAGCUAUUAAGCUAUUAUUAUUAUCAUUUACUUUAUUCAACUCCUCCUUUCUUUUAUGCAGGACGUGCUCUUGCGUGCCCGUGGACACCGAUAUGCCCACCAUCUUUUACCAGGGGCUUCACCCUUCUGGUCUUCCGGUUUAUAUGAGCGAGUAUACGGCUGUCCACUCCAGCCGCCUGACCGGUUGAAAUCGCAAACUCCUCGCAGGCUCUUUCGCGCAGGAGACCCCGACGCCGUGAGCCCCUCAGGACCUGCUUCCUGUCGCGAGCUGCGACCUGUGGCCUGCGGCCUUUGCGACCUUUGGGUCCGGACAGUACCAUGGCCCUCUUCCUUGCGUCCCACGCUGUUUUCUCCUCCGCCGUAGCUCCUCGUAUUUUUGGGAGGUCCAAAGGAUGUGCACCUAGCUGGACUGUGGCAGCCAUUGGCUGUCCUGCUGUGUCGCUGAGUCGACAAUGUGGCGGCCAGUCCACUGCAGCAGGGACCAGUGAUCGACGGCGAAAUCAAACGCUCGGCUUUAGCAUCGAGACGCAGGACUUAUGUACCCAACGCUUUGCCACACGCUUGAUACGACUAUCCGAUUGCGCCCCACCAGACGGAGACCUAUCCAAGCAUUACCGAGGCGUAUUCGAGACAAACUGAGUCCUAUUCCAGACAGAGAGAAUCUUAUCCCAGCAAGACAGAAGCGCACCCCAUGCAAGAUCCCAAGCAAGCCAUCGUCAUCCUUCGACCUGGCCAUCGACAACAAGGACUUUGACUAUGGUAACCAAGGGAGGAGCUACGCGGGCUACUAGACUCUAGAUAGAUCUCAUUGUUGUUAAGAUUAAGGAUAUGAAAUUCCAUUCAUUUAGAUAGUAGAUACAAAUUGUUUCCGCUUGUUCAUUUAUUUAUACUAAGCUAAGUUUUAAUGA
This is a messenger RNA of Drosophila pseudoobscura, 1398 nucleotides long. RefSeq lists its product as uncharacterized. The coding region runs from base 809 to 1129 and encodes 106 amino acids. NCBI's taxonomy places the organism in Eukaryota, Metazoa, Arthropoda, Insecta, Diptera, Drosophilidae. The record is from RefSeq and is a predicted model, not a curated record. The transcript is spliced from 2 exons.